CUUCCUUCUUGUGUCCCAUGCUUACACAGCUUGCAAAGGCAUCUUCUACUUCUGACUUUGAACACUUCCCAAUCUUCUUCCUAUAUACACAACAAACAACAUAUAUGCAUGUAGAUACAUAUAUAUGUGAGCCUCUCCUUGUUUACCCAACUCCACCCGAUCGAUCUUCAUCCAUCUACAUUAUUUAUGGAGAUGGGGAAGCAAGCAGCAGGCAUGGAUGAUGAAAUUCCUCCAGAUUUCAGAUGCCCCAUCUCCAUGGAGCUCAUGCAGGACCCUGUCACCAUCUCAACAGGUCUCACCUAUGAGCGCAAGAACAUCGAGAGAUGGUUCUUCAGUUACAGAAAAGGCACUUGUCCAGCCACCAUGCAGAAGGUUUUCAGCUUCGAUAUGACCCCAAAUCACACUCUCAAGAGGCUGAUUCUUGCUUGGCAAAAUGACAUGUUCCACUCUCGUUCAUCUCCUGAUCCACAGACUCCGGCUUCCGUCAAGCACCAGGAACUGGUUUCUCUUCUCAAUGCCAUGGAGUCCACUCCAUUCAAGGUCAGUUCCCUCAGGAAGCUUAGGUCCAUCGUCGCGAUGGGCGACGAGAUGAGAGCGGAUUUCAGGCAAUCGGGAGGAGUUGAAGUGAUUGUCAGGACCCUGACUCAUCAGAUUAACCUUGUCGUCGAGAGCUCGGAUUUCUCAGCUUUCAGAGCUUGUGAGGAGGCUCUCGCAGUUCUUCAUCACCUCUCUUUGUCCGAAGAAGAUGACACAAUCCAGCUCUUGUUGAAGCCUGAAGCCUUGCAAGCCAUGGCUCUGAUGCUUCAGAGAGGGAGCUUAGAUGCCCGGGUCCACGCCAUUUCGAUGUUCCAGAAGCUGACUUGUAAGGCCGAUAACCUUGACUUGAACCUCAUUAUACAGGAUCAAGGACUUGAUUUCUUGAAAUCCAUUCUAGAGCUUGUCUCGGAUGAGAUUUGCACCAAGGCAAGUUCAUGUGCGUUGCAAGUCCUGAUAGACAUACUAGGCUCCUCCAAGCACAGUCGGCUGAAGGCCAUAGAAGCCGGUGCAGUCUGUGUCCUCAUUGAGCUUCUCCCGGACUCCAACAGAUCCAAAUCUGAGAAGAUCAUGCAUUUGAUCAAAUUGCUCUGCGACUGUGCCGAUGGGAGGUUGGCCUUCAUCGACCACAGCCUGGGGAUCGCUGCCAUAUCCAAAAAAAUGUUACACGUGUCGCACGUCGCGACUAAGAUGGCGGUCCAGAUCUUGUGGAGAGUUUGCACUUGUCACACGGGUGAGCGGGUUUUGGAGGAAAUGCUGGUGUAUGGGGCUGUAAAGAAGCUUGUGGCAUUCUUGCAUAUCCAUGGCCGGUCAUCCACCAAGGACAAGGUGGUGAAGGUCUUGAAGCUGCAUGGAAAUUCUUGGAGCCGAAACCCUUGUCUCCCUCGCGACUUAAAGGAUUACCUAGCUAGGGUUAGCUAGUGAUUCUUCCUGAAGUCUAGCGGUUGCGGGUUCUCAAUAUCGAUCGUUACAAAAACAAGAAAAAUUAAAGAAGAUCGUCAAGGACAAAUCAAAGUAAAAGAAAUGUAUUGAGAUUAAUUAAUGUCGAUCGUAUACACAGUUAAUUUCUUUAGCAAUAUAUAUAUAUAUAUAUAUAUACGAGAAUAUUUCUGAAAUGGUUACCUUUUGUUUCCUCGAUUGUGUAUUCAAUUAAUUGGGUGUUUUAUUUACUAUCACCAUAAUUAGAGGAUUACCUUUUGUUUC
This is a messenger RNA of Diospyros lotus (date-plum), 1737 nucleotides long. Its product is annotated as E3 ubiquitin-protein ligase PUB23-like. The coding region runs from base 187 to 1455 and encodes 422 amino acids. Gene Ontology annotation, molecular function: ubiquitin protein ligase activity. NCBI's taxonomy places the organism in Eukaryota, Viridiplantae, Streptophyta, Magnoliopsida, Ericales, Ebenaceae. The transcript has a single exon. The record is from RefSeq and is a predicted model, not a curated record. Gene Ontology annotation, biological process: protein ubiquitination.